This is a messenger RNA of Sphenostylis stenocarpa, 1590 nucleotides long. The record is from the annotation of a GenBank genome assembly. NCBI's taxonomy places the organism in Eukaryota, Viridiplantae, Streptophyta, Magnoliopsida, Fabales, Fabaceae.
AUGUCGGGAGCAGGAGCUAAACCAGAUGAGCCACAGCCUCACCCUCCAAAGGAUCAGCUUCCCAAUAUUUCUUACUGCAUUACUAGUCCUCCUCCAUGGCCUGAGGCCAUACUUCUUGGUUUUCAACAUUUUCUCGUGAUGCUUGGCACAACUGUGCUGAUUCCCACUGCUCUUGUUCCUCAGAUGGGAGGUGGUAAUGAUGAGAAGGCAAGAGUUAUUGAAACACUACUUUUUGUAGCUGGUAUUAACACAUUGUUGCAAACAAUGUUUGGAACUCGACUGCCUGCGGUGAUAGGAGGGUCUUACACCUUUGUUCCAACCACAAUCUCAAUUAUUCUUGCUGGCCGAUUCAGUGGUGAACCAGAUCCUAUAGAGAAAUUCAAGAGGAUAAUGAGGUCAAUCCAGGGUGCUCUUAUUGUUGCUUCAACUCUUCAAAUAGUACUGGGCUUCAGUGGUCUCUGGCGUAAUGUUGCGAGGUUCUUAAGUCCACUUUCAUCAGUUCCUCUGGUAUCUCUUGUUGGUUUUGGGCUGUAUGAGUUAGGGUUCCCUGGGGUUGCUAAAUGUAUAGAGAUUGGACUGCCUCAGCUUGUAUUACUCAUAUUUGUUUCACAGUAUGUGCCCCAUGUGCUACAUUCGGGGAAAAAUAUUUUCGACCGUUUUGCAGUGAUAUUUACGGUUGUAAUUGUUUGGAUAUAUGCUCAUCUACUUACCGUUGGAGGGGCCUACAAUGAUGCUCCACCUAAAACUCAGACAUCAUGCCGCACUGAUCGUGCUGGGCUUAUAGAUGCUGCUCCUUGGAUAAGAAUUCCAUAUCCCUUUCAAUGGGGAGCACCUUCAUUUGAUGCAGGUGAAGCGUUUGCCAUGAUGAUGGCAUCUUUUGUUGCACUUGUAGAGUCCAGUGGGGCUUUCAUUGCUGUAUAUAGGUAUGCAAGUGCAACACCAUUACCACCAUCAAUUCUCAGCAGGGGUAUUGGUUGGCAGGGAGUUGGCAUUCUGUUAUCAGGAUUGUUUGGAACAGUCAAUGGAUCCUCUGUGUCCGUAGAAAAUGCAGGUCUUUUGGCUCUGACACGAGUAGGAAGUAGAAGAGUAGUGCAAAUAUCUGCUGGAUUUAUGAUUUUCUUUUCAAUUCUUGGAAAAUUUGGAGCAGUUUUUGCCUCCAUCCCACCUCCCAUUAUUGCUGCUCUCUACUGCUUGUUCUUUGCUUAUGUUGGCGCUGGUGGUCUUAGUUUUCUUCAGUUCUGCAACCUCAACAGUUUUAGAACAAAGUUCAUUUUAGGGUUCUCAAUCUUCAUGGGCUUGUCUGUGCCACAGUACUUCAAUGAGUACACAGCCAUUAAUGGUUUUGGUCCAGUCCACACAGGCGCAAGAUGGUUCAAUGAUAUAAUCAACGUGCCAUUCCAAUCAAAACCAUUUGUUGCGGGUGUUGUGGCAUAUUUUCUAGACAACACUUUAUUUAAGAGAGAAGCUGCCAUUAGGAAGGACAGAGGGAAACAUUGGUGGGACAAGUACAAGUCCUUCAAGGGUGACACAAGAAGUGAGGAGUUCUAUUCACUUCCUUUCAAUCUAAACAAGUACUUUCCCUCUGUUUAA